This is a messenger RNA of Terrapene triunguis (Three-toed box turtle), 951 nucleotides long. RefSeq names its product apovitellenin-1-like. The record is from RefSeq and is a predicted model, not a curated record. Gene Ontology annotation, molecular function: enzyme inhibitor activity. Gene Ontology annotation, cellular component: chylomicron. The transcript is spliced from 4 exons. Bases 283 to 612 code for a protein of 109 amino acids. Gene Ontology annotation, biological process: lipid metabolic process. Lineage: Eukaryota; Metazoa; Chordata; Testudines; Emydidae.
GUGCAUUGGCAAAAACCCUCUGCAAUCCCUGUUCCCACUAGGGACCUGAAGUCAGCUGGCACAUUUCCAAAAGCUGGGUAGGGCCAACGCAGGAAAAGGUGUGCUGAUUCAGUGCUUUUCCCAAGCAGCCUCCACCAGUGGAGCUCCAGGCUUUAAAGAGGAGAGAUUCCUUACCCCUUCAUGACCACAUGGAUGCAUAUUAUACCUUAGUCAGUAUCAAAGUGUUUAAUUGUGCCUCCAGCUGGUUUCUGAGGGUACUGCAUUGAGCUUGUGCUGCAAACCAUGCUUCAGUCCAGGGCUUUGGCGGUGGCUCUGAUUCUGCUCCUCAGCACCAGUCUCUCUGUGGGUGCUAAGGCAAUCUCAAAGAGACACGUCCGUCGUGACUGGCUGAUCAUACCGGAUUCAAUUGCAUUUUACAUGUAUGAAUCUGUGAACAAAGUGUCCCCAAAAGCUGGUCAGUUCUUGGCGGAAGCUGUUCAGACUCCAGUAAUCCUUGAGAUCAGGAACUUCCUGAUGAAGGAGACCUCUAAAAUCAGUGUGCUGGCAGAACAGCUGAUGGAAAAAUUAACAGGUCUAUGGAAGAAGAAAGAGGAAGCCCCAGCCCAGCAGUAGAAUUGAGACAAGUCACAAGGCCGCUUGACAUAAGUAAUUAGAAUGUGCAGUGUUCCCUCUCCUUAUGGACUGAGAUCAGCUACUACCAUAGAAUUGUUGUCCCUGAUGAUGUCACUAGAAGGGGUGGGAAUACCAGCUUCAAAGAUCAGAGAACCUGUCUCCCUGGGGGGGAGGGGGAGAGGGAGGAAAUGCACUAUCAAAGUAGCUGCUGGAUGUGGGAAAGGGAAUAGAAGGAAGACAGAUUCUGUAGUUGAAUCUUGAAAGCCAAUUUCUCCUUCAACAAUUGGGUCACUUGACCUUCCACCUCACCCCAAUAAAGUUUUGGAUGUGUUUAUAGUU